AUGACGUUUGGCUUGGCUGAGAGAGAGGAGAAGCGUUGGAUGGGCCUUGGCUUGAGCAAAGCGCAGAGCCGCAGCACCCGACCGGUUUGGUCGUGCCCAGAACUUCGUGGCAAGCUUCGGACUGCUGCGCUUGGCAGACCUCGGUACUGGUGGCACAAAGGUCUGCUGGCCGCGUGCGCUCACGCACAGGUUUCGAGUUGGAUGCCUGCAGCAUUGGCAGCACCGCAUCUUCCUAGUGCUUACCCUCGUGAGGCUGUGGUGCGCAUUGGGGUUCAAUUCGAUGAGGCAGUCUGGGUCUACAUUUGCUUCACGACAUUGCUGCGCAGGCAGAGAGUCCGGAAUAGGUUUGAACUUGGAUGCGGUUGUUAUCAGAAAGCUCGACCAGCGGUUUGA
Effrenium voratum is the source of this 393-nucleotide messenger RNA. NCBI's taxonomy places the organism in Eukaryota, Dinophyceae, Suessiales, Symbiodiniaceae. The record is from the annotation of a GenBank genome assembly.